UGCGGAUUUAAGUUGAGUACGCGCGUUCGUAAUGGUAACCGGAAGCGGAGUCGUCGUCAGCGCGAAGGGUGUGUGUGUGAUGACUUAGGAUCUUAAGAAGGAUCACCUCCACGAGGAUGAGAUCUGACGUUCUGCACAGGAUAUUAUAAGAGGAUGAAAAGCAAUCUCUGUCACCAAAACCCAAACAAGUUAUAUUACCGAUCUCCUCCCAUCAGUCACCACACUCCUCAACUAAAGAGUUAAUUGUUGGACAUCUAUAGGAAGUCUUUUAAUCAAAACCAUGGUGGACAACCGAUACGCCACGGCUCUGGUCAUCGGCUCUGUGCUGAGCCUGCUCGCCACCGUCUAUCUCUCUGUUGCAAUGGGUACGCACCACUGGUACCAGUACCACAGCCAGCCGGCCAGCAACGAUGCCAAAAACAACUACUCGGACCUGCAGAAGAAAUUUGAGGGAGAGGAGGUGAAUGAGGGGAACUACAGUGACGCUCUGUUCCGGCUGAACGGCACGCUGGGUCUCUGGUGGCGCUGCAUUCUGGUGCCCUUUAAAGAGCCUGAUCUGAUAAUGACUAAAUGUCAGGCCUUUACUUUGCCACAGCAGUGGGAAACCAAGUACAACUCCCCGGGGAAUAUUAAAAGUGGAGAAGAUCUGCUGCGUACAUACCUGUGGAAGUGUCAGUUCCUGUUGCCGCUGGUCUCUGUGGGGCUGGUGUUUCUCGCCGCGUUGAUCGGAGUGUGUGCCUGUCUUUGCCGCAGUAUCACUCCCACACUAUUCGUAGGGCUGCUGCAUCUGCUGGCCGGCCUGUGUUCCCUGGCCACCGUAUGCUGUUUCCUCACGGGCAUGCAUUUGUUACACAAAAUAUCCCAGCUCCCCGAGGGUAUGGACUAUUCUCCGAGCUGGUCCUUGUUUUUGGCUCUGGUGUCGUCACCGCUGCAGAUCAUGGCUGCUGCGCUCUUCAUCUGGGCCGCGAGGAGCCAACGCCAACACUACACUCGAAUGACAGCCUACAGGGUCGCUUAGGCAAUAGAGGACUGACUAUACAGUCGCUGAAGGGAUUGUCUGCUCUCACA
Messenger RNA from Carassius auratus (goldfish), 1068 nucleotides. RefSeq names its product claudin domain-containing protein 1-like. NCBI's taxonomy places the organism in Eukaryota, Metazoa, Chordata, Actinopteri, Cypriniformes, Cyprinidae. Gene Ontology annotation, cellular component: membrane. The record is from RefSeq and is a predicted model, not a curated record. The transcript has 5 exons. Bases 281 to 1018 code for a protein of 245 amino acids.